AUGCUGCGCACGGACCAGCUGCGCACAGACCAGCUGCGCACGGACCAGUGCGCACAGCCUGCCCUUAUCUCCCCAUGUCACCUUAGGUUUGAGCACUGCUCACCAUCGCUUCGGUUGGGUGGUGCGCACCCCUACUGUACCCCACGAUACGUAAAUAGCCUACUAUACAUCGCCAACACUAGAGAGACGAACUCUUCAGUACCUGCGCUUCACCUUGGUUCCUGCUGCAUAAUAGUCAAAAGCAGUAUUGGGCCCUACGUGAACUGCAAAUCUCAGUGUCAUCUCGGGCGCCGCCAAGUUCACGCAUUCGACUCUCAGGACCUCAUCGACGUCUACCUCCCAGACGGCCCUCAGCCCGCCCUCUACCAUCUCCCUCCAUACCCUGCGCCAGAGCCUGAGCCUGAGGAGGGUGCAGGUGAAGAAGGAGUCUCGGAGUCCGAGUCCGCGGAUUCUACUCGGUCCACCUCGCCGACAGCGCUCGCCCCCGCGUCAGCAGUCCCUGACGUACGUGACCCCCCCGCCGAACUUUCUCCAGUGCCUUCACUGCCGACUCUGCCGAGAGGCCGCUCAAGCACUCGCUCCUCUCGAAGUUCGACCAGCGGAGGGCCACCACAGCCGCCUCCGCCCCCGCAGCGUCCUCCGUCCCCCCUGAUGCCGAUAAUGUCUUCUCCCACGACCACCCCCAACAAGGAGACCCUGAAGCUCCUCCUCCCUCUCCGCUAUGACAGCAAAACCGUCAUUGAAUGUGACAGGUUCCUAUCGCAACUCCGCAUCUACUGGUUGAUCAAUACGUCAUUGACAACCAUCGAGCUGAAGGUGCAGGUGGUGCUUAGCCUGCUCGACGGAGAUGCCCGCGCCUGGGCCACUCCGUACUUCACCCAACUCGCAUCGGUGCAGAUGGGUGUACAAGGGGUCACAACCCCCUUCAGGGACGAAGCAGCCUUCACUGCCGCUUUCAAGGCUCGCUUUGGUAAUCUCGACGAUGAGGCGGUGAUACGACCUACAAAACCCUAA
Molecule: messenger RNA, 1014 nt
Organism: Postia placenta MAD-698-R-SB12
Lineage: Eukaryota; Fungi; Basidiomycota; Agaricomycetes; Polyporales; Adustoporiaceae
Exons: 7
Coding region: 1-1014 (337 amino acids)
Source: RefSeq, a predicted model, not a curated record